Salvia miltiorrhiza (redroot sage) is the source of this 944-nucleotide messenger RNA. Its product is annotated as desiccation protectant protein Lea14 homolog. The record is from RefSeq and is a predicted model, not a curated record. The transcript has a single exon. Gene Ontology annotation, biological process: response to desiccation. Lineage: Eukaryota; Viridiplantae; Streptophyta; Magnoliopsida; Lamiales; Lamiaceae. The coding region runs from base 255 to 749 and encodes 164 amino acids. Gene Ontology annotation, cellular component: cytosol.
AAAAAAGGUGUGUUAAAUAUUAGUAUAUUAAUAGAAUGAUAAUUAAGACAGGCAUGAAUUGCUCUUUGUGACAGUUUGGAAAAUUAAGCAGAGAUCUCAAAACGCGGGUUUCCCACUGCCUGUUUUUAAAACUAACGCGUCCCUUUAAAACUUGUAGUAUUACUCUUUCGCUCGCACACACACACGUACACGUAUACUAUAAAUAAUCAUCGCAGCUGCAACCCUAAAAUCAAAAUCAAUCCCCCAUUCGAAAAAUGGAGCUCUUGGAGAAGGCGAAGAACUACGUGACCGAGAAAUUGACGAACGUGGCGGUGCCGGAGGCGACGAUCGCGGACGUGGAUCUGAAAGGCUUCGGCCUCGAUGGAAUCACACUGCUCGCCAAGGUCACCGUCUCCAACCCGUACGGCGUCCCGAUCCCGAUCGGCGAGAUCGCGUACGCCGUGAAGAGCAACGAGAGGGUGAUCGCGUCCGGCACCAUCCCCGACCCCGGAUCUCUCAAGGCCAGCGACAGCACCCACCUUGAGGUCACCGUGAAGGUGCCGCACAGCGCCGCCAUCAGCUUGGUCCGCGACAUCGGCGGCGAUUGGGACAUCGAUUAUACCCUGGCGCUAGGGCUCAUCAUCGAUCUCCCCGUGGUCGGGAAUAUCACGAUUCCGAUUUCGUAUCAGGGGGAGAUGAAGCUGCCCUCCAUUUCUGACUUUUUCAGUGGGACAUCGGGUGAGGCUAACGAGAAUGUUGAGGUCAAAUAGAUGGAUAUGUUUUCUGUUUGCUAUCACGGAAACAAUCAAUUCUCUCCACUUUUCUUUGCAUGGAUAAGGCCGGGAAGAAUGUAAUAAACCACUAUUUCGAUUCUCGCUGUUGUCUUUUUGGCUUUAUUUUGUUCCUAUCCAACUUUUUAUUAUUAGUAUUAUUUAUAUAUAAUAAAUAUUUGCCGACUUCUCUUA